Messenger RNA from Procambarus clarkii (red swamp crayfish), 724 nucleotides. The record is from RefSeq and is a predicted model, not a curated record. NCBI's taxonomy places the organism in Eukaryota, Metazoa, Arthropoda, Malacostraca, Decapoda, Cambaridae.
UGCCACUUGGGAAGCCACAACCUCUCUGCCCACUCUCCCCUCCGUCAGGAUGACGUGCUUGGUGCUCUUCGCCUUGCUUGUGCUGGGGAUAGAGGCUGAAAACUUGCAUCCUUCCUCUGGCUGCGUGGUCAACCAGAUAUUGUGCCCUCAAUAUCCCAAUGGUAGUCUUUCUUCAGGAGGAGAAGCACCGUGCCUAUACCCGUAUAAGAGGGCGGGCGAUGUGUGCCUGUACCUGAGCAAGUCCAGGAGGACGUGGAGCGGCGCACGACGGCACUGUCAGGGGCUUGGUGGCGACCUGGCCACCAGCAGGAGGAUCUACCUUCUGCAGACCUUCAUCACUGAGGGUGGAGCAGCCACAACAGAAGUCUGGGUCGGUGGGAAGGAAUCACCUGAUGGCAAAACCUGGCAGUGGAUCGACAACGGUGAGGAGAUCGACCCCCAGGUGUGGCACCCGACCCUUCCCGGGGCUCGCGCAGGAGACAACGACUGCGCCUACUUGAGUGAUGUAUCUCACCCGCCUCUCGCCAAUUACCCUUGUGGAAGAGCUUACAAUUUCUUGUGUCAGCAGCAUUAGUUAUCCAGAUACGUUGCUACGCCAAUGUCCUUGACCUGGUCUUGAAAAUACAGUAUUCCAAUUAUUAAUUAUUCCAUUUAUUACUAUAUUUUGCCAUUUUUUGUGUACUUUGUUCCCAUGUGAAUAUAAAUAAUAAAGCAUUAACACAUA